Messenger RNA from Penicillium cataractarum, 1026 nucleotides. Its product is annotated as short-chain dehydrogenase/reductase. The record is from RefSeq and is a predicted model, not a curated record. Lineage: Eukaryota; Fungi; Ascomycota; Eurotiomycetes; Eurotiales; Aspergillaceae. The coding region runs from base 1 to 1026 and encodes 341 amino acids. The transcript has 3 exons. Gene Ontology annotation, biological process: secondary metabolic process.
AUGGCCUCGAUUGCCGCAGUACUGGAUAACAACUCUGCAAUCACCCGGCGUUAUGGGCCAGGUUUGGUCGCUGUCUUUGUCGGUGGCACCAGUGGAAUAGGCGAAUCCACCGCUCGAGCAUUUAUCCGGAACACCGAUGCCUCUCAUGCUUACCUUGUUGGACGAGAUCAGGCAAGGGCAGCAGAGAUUAUCAGAGAAUUACAGCAGAUGAAACCGGACGCACAAAUUACCUUCAUCAAAUCGGACGUGUCCUUGUUGCGCGAGGUGGACGAUGCAUGCAGUCUCAUUCAGCGGAACGAAGACAAAGUGAAUAUUCUGUUUCUGAGUCCCGGCAUAGGUACUAUGAAGGGCCGUGAUGAAACAGACGAAGGCCUUGACAGGAAGCUCAACCUUCACUAUUAUUCCCGCAUGCGAUUUGUGCAGAACCUCCUGCCACAGCUGGUAAAGGGCGCUGAUAUAACCCGAGCCACAGAGUCUCAGCCCUCUUUAUCGCGCGUGGUCUCCGUUCUCGAAGCUGGAAGUGAAGCUGCGAUGAACUUGGAUGAUCUGUCGCUCAAGACCCACUACUCGCUCCGCAACUGCGCAAAACAUGCCAUCACCAUGAACUCUGUCUCAAUGGAGCACCUGGCCUCUCACUAUCCGCAAGUAUCAUUCAUCCACAGUUUCCCAGGCAUUGUUCGAACACGCCUUAAUCGAGAUUUGGGCACCGUCGCUAAGUGCGCCGUCAAUGCCUUAGUAGCCAUUGCCAAACCGUGGGAGAUUCCCUUCAAUGAAAGCGGAGAGAGACACCUAUACGCCGCCGCGAGUCCGACGUUUCCACCGCUUGCAUACAAGGACAGCUCCAUCGAUCCUGCGGAAGGAUCAGAUGGUCGCAAUGGCAGUGGAUUCUACAGGCUGAGCUCAGAUGGCUCUACCUAUAAACCUAGUAAAAUCAUGGAGCGCUACCGUGCGGAAGGGGUGAGAAGCCUGAUCUGGAACCAUACCGUUAGCGUUUUUGCUCAUGUCCAUAAUAAAGUGUCUGUCUGA